AUGUGGAGGAUGACUUUUGGUUUUGCACUGGAUAGCAGACUACCUGCUGUCUUCGAUCAAGAUGGUAAACCAUAUCCCAUGUCGCAUACCACAGUAAUUAACGGAUCUCAGGUCCAAAACAGAGAGGUUGGAUGGAUUACCAUAGAGCGCAAGACUGGUAAACACAUGCGGGAACAGCAGCCGCUAUGGAAGAAGCUCAAGCUGCUUCUCUUGUUCAACCCGUUGACAGAGUGGCUUGAUACCACCCAUCUGAUGCGGUUAUACCUGCACCAUGCAGCCAUUGAGGAAGGCAAAGAAGAAGCCAGCCCUGCAUCUCGGAAUCGCAUCAAGGCCUUUGUUGACUUCUACCGCAUCAAUAUGAACGAUUUCACCCCUUCCGACAUAACAGCCUACGCGACAUUCGAAGACUUCUUCGUACGUGCCCACAAGCCUGGCUCGCGCCCCAUCUACCGUAAAGACGACCCCACAGCUGCAGUGAUAGUUGCCGACUCGCGAGUCGUCGCUUACGAAGCCGUAGCCGAGAGCAAGAAAAUCUGGAUCAAAGGGAAUGAUUUUUCUAUUACAAAUCUGGUAAUGGAUAAGCAAUUGGGGCCGAAGUUCGCGGACGGCCCGGUUGCGAGUUUUCGGUUGUCGCCGCAGGAUUAUCAUCGGUAUCAUAGUCCGGUUUCGGGGACUAUUAAGCAGUUUCGAAGCAUGCCGGGAGACUAUUACGAGGUGGAUCCGAUAGCGUUGCAGAGUCAGGUGGACAUCUUGACGAGGAAUGCGAGAGAUUAUGUGGUUAUCGAGACGAAGGAGUUUGGGGAUGUGCUUUUUGUGGCUAUUGGGGCUUCGCAGGUGGGAACUGUGAGGAUUCAUCCGCAGUAUCAGCAACCGGGGAAUCAGAUACAAAAGGGUGAUGAGCUUGGGAUCUUCCAGUUUGGAGGGUCGUCCAUCAUUGUCGCAUUCCAGAAGGGUCGUAUACAGUUCGAUGAGGACAUACUGAAAGCAAGUAAGAACGCCAUUGCUGUCGAUGUUGAAGUGGGGAUGAGUCUAGGUCGGGCUGUGGGUGAAAAGGUAGUGGAUGCCAUGCUGGAGACAAGUCAGUGCUGGUGUUAG
Messenger RNA from Aspergillus niger, 1095 nucleotides. RefSeq lists its product as uncharacterized. Gene Ontology annotation, molecular function: phosphatidylserine decarboxylase activity. Gene Ontology annotation, biological process: phospholipid biosynthetic process. The transcript has 6 exons. The record is from RefSeq and is a predicted model, not a curated record. The coding region runs from base 1 to 1095 and encodes 364 amino acids. NCBI's taxonomy places the organism in Eukaryota, Fungi, Ascomycota, Eurotiomycetes, Eurotiales, Aspergillaceae.